CAGACCUGCCUUUUCGUUUUCUCGUUCCGUUUCUCGUCAUCAUGGCAGACGACUUCGUCAUUGAGGCCUUUACCCUGCUGGCGCUGGCCAUUCUGACCAUUGCCUGUCGGAUCACCGCCCGGUGGAUCACCGCGGGCCCCAAGAAUUUUGCCCUGGACGACUAUUUGAUGCCGGUGGCAGGGAUAGUGUACGCCCUCGAGACAGCCGCCGCCUACUGCGUCAGCGCCUGGUGGCACGGUCUGGCCAACAACUCCAUGACCGCCACGGAACGCGCGAGUCUGUCCCCGCAGUCGGAAGAGUAUCGUCUGCGCGUCGGGGGAUCCAAGACCCAAGUGCUGGGAUGGUCGCUCUACACCACCCUGUUGUGGUUACUCAAGACCUGUAUGGCGGUGUUUUAUUCCCGAUUAACGGCUGGCCUGUACCAGAUGACUCAACGCAUUCGCAUCGCCUACCUCCUCAUCGCCUGCACCUACAUCGCCGUCAUCCUGAGCAUCCUGCUGGGCUGUCGGCCCCUCCACCGCAACUGGCAGAUCCAUCCGGACCCGGGCAACUACUGCCAGCCCGCCGUCUCGCACAUUGAUGUCUACGUGACCGUCACCUUGAAUGUGGCGACGGAUGUGUAUCUGAUUUCCAUUCCCUUCCCGAUCCUCUUCAAAGCCCGUCUCCCGUGGCGCGAGAAACUGGAGUUGGUCGUGCUCUUCAGCGGAGGGUUAUUCGUGAUGGCCGCAGGGAUUUUGCGAUGUGUUUUGAUCGUCACGGCCGGCGCAAACGGCGCCUCCCAAGCCGGCAGCUGGGCCUGCCGCGAGACCUUCGUCGCCGUCAUCAUCGGCAACCUCCCCAUGAUCUACCCGGUCUGUCGACGGCUGGGGAAGCGCGCAGCCGGCUUCUGGUCCUCGCAGGGCCAGAGCCCCAGUCACCCCAAGGCCGGGGCAGGCGGCGCGAGAAGCAGCACUUCCGGGUACCCGCUGUCGGGGAGUGAGCCGCACAGCACGCCGUCCCGGAAGAAGAGGUUUCGACAUCCCUUGUCGCUGCCGGAUACGCAGUGGACGCAGCUGGGGCCGGUGGGUGAUGAGCAGAUCAUGUUGGUCGCGAUGGACGGGGAGGAGGGUAAUAGCCGAAGGGAAGGGGGAGGGGGACAGGGGGGGAUUCAUGUUGUGAAGGAGUUGGUGAUUACGAGGGAUUGA
This is a messenger RNA of Aspergillus saccharolyticus JOP 1030-1, 1184 nucleotides long. RefSeq lists its product as uncharacterized. The coding region runs from base 42 to 1184 and encodes 380 amino acids. The transcript is spliced from 5 exons. Lineage: Eukaryota; Fungi; Ascomycota; Eurotiomycetes; Eurotiales; Aspergillaceae. The record is from RefSeq and is a predicted model, not a curated record.